AUGAUUUCAUCCACAUCCAUCUCAUCUCCAGUCGUCAAGACUACCGCUACAUCAGAUCAAUAUACCCCUAUUCCUCACUUUCCUGCUUGUUUGGGUGGUGAAUGGAAAAACAUCAUCAAGACACCUUAUCUCAAAACUACAAUGAAAUUUAGGGCUGGUACAUCAUUGCCUCCUCACCAUUUUCCUACCAUGUCUCGUAUAACCGUUCUCUCUGGCUCUAUUCAGAUUGAUGAUUUACAGACAAGUCAAGCGUACAUUUUGCGCGAAUCCGAAGAUUGUGUUAUUCCUGCGUUACUGGUCCAUGAAAUUCAAUUUCUGGAAAAUGUCGAAUUCGAAUUUGAACUAAAUUCCAAUGACAUGAUCAUCUACUGGGAUUUUGAAGAACGUUAA
Messenger RNA from Mucor velutinosus, 390 nucleotides. RefSeq lists its product as uncharacterized. Lineage: Eukaryota; Fungi; Mucoromycota; Mucoromycetes; Mucorales; Mucoraceae. The record is from RefSeq and is a predicted model, not a curated record. The transcript is spliced from 2 exons. The coding region runs from base 1 to 390 and encodes 129 amino acids.